AUGCCUCUGUCUUGUUUGUCAUCCAACUUGCUGUCCCACAUGACAGCCUUGAGGAGUGUGCCGCCGCCUCCACUCCGCGGUGUCCCAAGGCUGAAAAUGUCUAAGCACAUUGAUUACGGUCAGUUGAAUGCAUUAUGCCAUGCGAGAGGACUACAAAGCAGCUGGAAUACGUGCACCAUCCUUUCAGUUCACAAUAAGUUUAUAAAGCAAUAUCCUAAAAUAUUUCUGCAGGGGAGAAACAGACUGCCUAAACUUUUCAAACAGGAGGGACAAAGAAACCCUACGAAAGGCAUGGAAGAAAGUCAGCCCCAGCAAGUUGAAGACGGCUCUCACGAUAUAGCUGUCUAUGUUAAAAAAGCACGAGGGGGCCACAGUCUAUACAGACCCAAAGAAUCCAAAGAGCAUUUAGAAGAACUCCUGUCUAUCUUAAAGAAAUUGCCCAUUCAGAGGACACUGCGUGAACACAACACUGUAUGGAAGAUGCUGAAAACAGUUCCAGAUUUAACUUCUCAGCUAACGGAUGAGCAUCUGAAAAUACUUAGUAAGAGUGUCACUUCCGAAACCUGGGUAAAAGGCAGCACAGUGGUUGCAAAUGACGGGUUUUAUGUACUGCUGAAAGGCCUUGCUCGGCCCCAAACACAGAUACACAACGAUCUGAUUGAGGAAAAUGAGUCCACAGCCGCCUUCACACCUCAGAGUUCCCACAGCUUCGUUCUCUGUGACGACUUAGAAAACGCUACACUUGCUGAGAUGUACUUGCCUUCGGUUUUUUCACAGCUUGGACCAUGGAGUACCUUUGGAACCCUGGAAGUUACAGCUCAGGUCCAAUUGGAAGCAGACGAGUACUCAGUGGUGACAGAAGAAGACUGUGAAAUUCUUAAGAUCCCCUCAAAGGAUUAUGCGAAUUUAAAAUCGGAAAAAACACAACUUAAAAAUAAACAAACAGUGAGAUUAAUUCGAAAGUGUCCGUAUUAUGAGGAGUGGCCAACUUUAUCCAUAUAUGAUCUAGUUCUGCUUGUUAAAUGGAAAAAAUUUCCUCCAGGUCAUGUGAUAGUGGAAAGUGGAAAUAUAAUUUCUUUUGUGGCUUAUAUUAAUUCUGGGUAUUGUAACGUUUAUAGAAAUAUUGUAGGAUUUGCAAGACUACAGUCAAAAAAAGUGAAAAAAAUUCAAAAACUUGUUUAUAUGGGUCAACUUAAUGAGAAGGAGUCCUUUGGUGAGAUUAGCGUUCUUCUUCAAGUUCCUUUCACGUGCACAGUAAUUACCGGAAAAGAGGUGGAGAUGGCAGUCAUUGAAGACAAGGCUAUAUUUGAAGGCGAGCGGGGGCCCGGCCCCGCGUGCUCCCGCUGCCAGUGCGUGGGGCCCGCGCGGUCAGGUCUGUGCUGCGUGCGGGCGUUUUGUGCUUCUGCUGAUGCCCCUGGCUCCAGGGCCCCGAGGGGACAUCUGCAGUGCUCUCCGUAUGCGGAGCCCAAAAGCCUCGAUGUGCCUCCCGGAGAGAAUCCCCGCUACUUAGGCAAGCUGCCCUCCGCGGGAGUCACCGGGCUGCUGGUGUGA
Messenger RNA from Rhinolophus ferrumequinum (greater horseshoe bat), 1551 nucleotides. RefSeq names its product cyclic nucleotide binding domain containing 1 (gene CNBD1). Lineage: Eukaryota; Metazoa; Chordata; Mammalia; Chiroptera; Rhinolophidae. The record is from RefSeq and is a predicted model, not a curated record. The transcript is spliced from 11 exons. Bases 1 to 1551 code for a protein of 516 amino acids.